Eleginops maclovinus (Patagonian blennie) is the source of this 2670-nucleotide messenger RNA. Its product is annotated as AP-2 complex subunit mu-A-like. NCBI's taxonomy places the organism in Eukaryota, Metazoa, Chordata, Actinopteri, Perciformes, Eleginopidae. Gene Ontology annotation, biological process: clathrin-dependent endocytosis; intracellular protein transport. The record is from RefSeq and is a predicted model, not a curated record. Gene Ontology annotation, molecular function: clathrin-cargo adaptor activity. The transcript is spliced from 13 exons. Bases 320 to 1651 code for a protein of 443 amino acids. Gene Ontology annotation, cellular component: cytoplasmic vesicle; AP-2 adaptor complex.
UUGACCAGUAGCCUGUGCAGCUUAUCAUAACAAGGCCUGGGUGCGGUUUACACAUCGCUCCAGCCGCGCCUUUUCCUGUCACAACGGAACGGCUGUGCGUAAGGACGGCGGGUCAGCUGACAGCUAUCAGAGGACCCGGAGGAAGGAGCGGAAUUAGCGGGUGUGUGAACUGGGAAGCGACUGGAUCCUGGCAGAAGCUAUAUCCGAGGACAUACGGGGAGCGAAAGACUGGUGGCGUUCGUGAGAGAACUAGGUCUCUCGCUCUUCUCAUGCGGGGUUUGGUUUCACCAUGGCCAGUUGGGACUGAGAAGCAGCCAAAAUGAUCGGAGGAUUGUUCAUCUACAACCACAAGGGGGAGGUCCUCAUCUCCCGGGUCUACCGAGAUGACAUUGGGCGCAACGCGGUCGAUGCGUUCCGUGUGAAUGUGAUUCACGCCCGACAGCAGGUUCGAUCCCCGGUGACCAACAUCGCCCGCACCAGUUUCUUCCAUGUUAAGCGCUCGAACAUCUGGUUGGCGGCCGUCACCAAGCAGAAUGUCAACGCCGCCAUGGUGUUCGAGUUCCUUUAUAAGAUGUGUGAUGUCAUGACGGCCUACUUUGGCAAGAUCAGCGAGGAGAACAUCAAGAACAACUUUGUGCUCAUCUACGAGCUGCUGGAUGAGAUCCUGGACUUUGGAUACCCCCAGAACUCAGAGACUGGAGCUCUGAAGACCUUCAUCACCCAGCAGGGCAUUAAGGGACAGCACCAGACAAAGGAGGAGCAGUCUCAGAUCACCAGCCAGGUGACGGGGCAGAUCGGCUGGCGGCGUGAAGGCAUCAAGUAUCGCCGCAAUGAGCUUUUCCUGGAUGUUCUGGAGAGCGUCAACCUGCUCAUGUCACCACAAGGCCAGGUCCUCAGCGCCCACGUGUCGGGCCGAGUAGUGAUGAAGAGCUACCUGAGCGGGAUGCCCGAGUGCAAAUUUGGCAUGAAUGACAAGAUUGUCAUCGACAAGCAGGGCAAGGGAGGAGCAUCGGACGACGCAGGGAAGAGUGAUUUAGGGGGAGGAAGCAGCGGGAAGCAGUCCAUAGCCAUCGACGACUGCACCUUCCACCAGUGUGUGCGCCUCAGUAAGUUCGACUCGGAGCGUAGCAUCAGCUUCAUCCCCCCGGAUGGAGAGUACGAGCUCAUGAGGUAUCGCACCACUAAAGACAUCAUCCUGCCGUUCAGAGUUAUCCCUCUGGUCCGGGAGGUUGGCCGCACUAAACUGGAGGUUAAGGUGGUCAUCAAGUCCAACUUCAAACCCUCGCUGCUGGCCCAAAAGAUCGAGGUGCGCAUACCCACGCCCCUCAACACCAGCGGCGUGCAGGUGAUUUGUAUGAAGGGAAAAGCAAAGUACAAGGCCAGCGAGAACGCCAUUGUCUGGAAGAUCAAACGCAUGGCUGGGAUGAAGGAGUCUCAGAUCAGUGCUGAGAUCGAGCUGCUGCCAACCAACGAUAAGAAGAAAUGGGCCAGGCCUCCCAUCUCUAUGAACUUUGAGGUUCCAUUCGCUCCCUCUGGUCUGAAGGUUCGCUACUUGAAGGUGUUUGAGUCCAAGCUCAACUACAGUGACCACGACGUCAUCAAAUGGGUGCGAUACAUCGGCCGCUCUGGCAUCUACGAAACCCGCUGCUAAAGCCGCUCCCGGCAGCGAACUGACCACUGCUCUCCCCUCCUCCCCCCUCUAUCCUGUUAAGAUUUUUUCUCCUGCUCCUUCCUACUUUGUCUCUCUCUCUCCUCCCUACAAUCCUUAUAGCUCCUCCCACCCACCACCACCUUCUCACCCCUUCCUAAUUAGGUGUUGGAGAUUGAAUUUACAUCGUAUGAAAAAAAAAAGUAAAUAUGAUAUACUGCACAGAUAUAUGCAAAAUGUGAACCAUUGUACCGUAUAUAUCUCGUAGUGAUGAGUAAAAACCUGUAAACCAACUGGUGUCCGAAAGAUAAAAAGACGUGAUGCAGGUGUGGACCAGGGGGAGAGGACCGGAAGCACCUCUGGGUGUCCCUCAGGGUCGCUCUCUUGUGUUUAUCCAGUGUUAUUAUUCCACUAUCUACUCUCCAGUUACUUUAGAAGUCCCCCACGUCCUAGAGGUAAUCCCUGGUAAGAUGAGUUGUAGCUGUUGUGCUUUAAAUGAAUCCCGAUAUAGUCCCUGUAUGAUUCUGUCUCAGUAGAGUCUACCCUUUAAAAUCCAGAUGCGUUGUCGGAUUCUGUAUUGUGGACUGAUUGAUAUUGAUCUGUGUUGUUUAGGACAUUUGGAUCAAAGGUCUCAUUUCAAAGUCUCUUAGAGAUGUUUUAAAAAAGAAAGAGAAUGAACUGAUAGUGGCUGAACUGUUUUUGUACUUUCUGGAAAGUGUAUUGUUUUUUUCCCCCCUUGCUAUUUUUCCAAUACUAGUGAGCAACAUUAAACAAAAGGGGAUAAUUCCAGUUUUGCGGUCUGAACAUCAUCCCGAUGAGCUCGUCUGUGACCCUACUGUCCGGACUCUUUAGCACCGAGAUCUACUUUGUCACACUGGUUUGAUUCAAAUGUUUUUGGGGAAAUCAGUGUGUGUGCAGUGGGGUGAGGUCUCCCCCUGGUGUUUCUCCUCGUCACUGUCUGCCUCUUCAUGUUUGUAGCCCUGGUGACCAUUCUGUCCAAUAAAAUCUGACUAUGUAACCAA